Nestor notabilis (Kea) is the source of this 1930-nucleotide messenger RNA. It is a transcript of the gene DNER, whose product is annotated as delta/notch-like EGF repeat containing. The record is from RefSeq and is a predicted model, not a curated record. Lineage: Eukaryota; Metazoa; Chordata; Aves; Psittaciformes; Psittacidae. The annotation marks the transcript as partial. The transcript has 6 exons. Gene Ontology annotation, molecular function: calcium ion binding. Gene Ontology annotation, cellular component: protein-containing complex; plasma membrane. Gene Ontology annotation, biological process: heterophilic cell-cell adhesion; establishment or maintenance of epithelial cell apical/basal polarity.
GGUUUUUAGGAACCUUGUGUGAAGAAAAAAUAGACCCUUGUGCGUCAUCUCCCUGCCAGAACAAUGGAACCUGUUAUGCAGACAGACUUGCCUUCUCUUGCAGUUGUAGUCCUGGAUUUACAGGACCUACAUGUGCUCAGCUGAUUGACUUCUGUGCUCUGAAUCCUUGUGCACAUGGCAUUUGUCGCAGUGUUGGAACCAGCUACAGAUGCCUCUGUAUCCCUGGUUACCAUGGCCUUUACUGCGAAGAGGAAUAUAACGAAUGUCUUUCUGCACCCUGCCAGAAUGGAGCCACCUGCAGAGACCUCGUCAACAGUUAUGAGUGCGUGUGCCUUGCUGAAUAUGAAGGAAGGCACUGUGAACUGUACAAAGAUCCUUGUCUUAACAUCAACUGUCAGAACGGUGGGACUUGUGACAGUGAAGGUCUAAAUGCUACAUGUAUCUGUGCACCUGGAUAUACAGGUGAAGAUUGUGAAAUUGAUGUAAAUGACUGUGACAGCAACCCAUGUCACCAUGCUGGGACUUGCAUAGAUCAGCCUGGUGGUUACACUUGCCAUUGUCCACAUGGAUGGGUCGGUGCAAACUGCGAAAUACAUCUGCAGUGGAAGUCCGGGCAUAUGGCAGAGAGUCUAACAAAUAUGCCUCGUCACUCCCUCUACAUCAUAAUUGGGGCUCUUUGCGUGGCAUUUGUCCUGAUGCUGAUCAUUCUGAUUGUGGGAAUAUGUCGUAUCAGCCGCAUUGAAUAUCAAGGCUCUUCCAGACCAGCCUAUGAAGAAUUUUACAACUGUAGAAGCAUUGACAGUGAAUUCAGUAGUGCAAUUGCUUCUAUCCGACAUGCCAGGUUUGGCAAGAAAUCCCGACCUGCAAUGUAUGAUGCAACCCCCAUUGCUUAUGAAGAUUACAGCCCAGAUGACAAACCUUUGGUUACACUGAUUAAGACAAAAGAUUUGUAAUCUAGUGUAUCUUUUUUGGAUUAUUUUUCAAAAGGAUGGGCUACUAACCUAAUUUAAAUAUUUUUAAGAAGAAAGCAUAAGUAAUUUAAACCAUUAGAUGCUUCAGAAUUUUCUGUAGAAUAUUUAAGAACCAAUUUUCUGCAGCUUUUAGUUUGGAAAAAUAUUUUAAAACAGAAGUUGUGAACUUCAUGAAUUACAUUUUAAUGUACCUUGAGCUCUAUAAAUUAUAAGCUUAUGAUAGUGUGUGCUUUUUUCUUGGUAGACACUAUUACUAAACCCAGAUGAGUUUCUUGUGGUCGUUACAGAACAGAAAACAACAAUUAAUGAGGAGUUCUUUAUGACAUGUCAGUGCCAGCUUUCUCAGUAGAGGUAGGAAAAACGUGAAGCAUAAUAUGAUAUAUAAUAUAUCCAUUAAUUAAAAAAGUCUAAAAUGUUUGUGUUGUGAAAAAGAAACUAGUAAAAAUUAUUAUUCCUAAUCUGAAUGAAUUAGCUUUUGCCUUAUUCCAUGCAUGGAUAGAUAACCUAUUUCUCCAUUAUUUCCUGAAAGUUGCUGAAACAUACUCUUCAGUUGAUGUUUGACAUUUUUGUAAUAGUAUUCAGGCUAGGCCUUGUAUAAUAAUUAAAGUGCCUCUUGAGGCAAAGUAAGGGCAUGAUCCUUUAAACAUUGGAAUCAAUGAGAGAACUUCCAUUGACUUCAGUGGGCAUGGGAUUGGAUCCUACAAUUGGACUGAAUCUAUAUUUUUCUUUAAAGGUUAAAGUUUUUUAUAUUGUGAGUAAAAUAAUCAUAUGGUUUGAAUUGUUUGUUUCCUAAAGGUUGUUGAUGUACAGUACUGUUUCAUGAAAUGUUGUGUAUUUCUCAUAGUGCUUCUUAUUUAGGAUCAGUAUGGGGGUUUUGUGGCUGUAUUUGAUGGCUUCUGGGCUUCUUAAAAUUCUUGCUUAUUUCAGAAAAUAUUGAAUAAAUGUUAUCAAGUGAAGAU